UUAUUUAGGGUUAGGGGUCAGAGUUAGAAUAGGGGCCAGGUUAGACUAACAUGCAUAGAUAGACUGGUUUUACAGUUUUAUGAAGCGGCACACAGGAUUAUCCAUCCGUAUCCCACAAGCAACCUCUGCCACAACAUCAACAUCCGCCGCAACCUCCACCCCACAGCCUACUCAACACUCACAGGUCUCCAGUGAACUUGUUCUGAAUGUUGUACCAGUUCUACAACAACAAACAGUGGCAGAUGUCAUAUUGGAGUUGUCCCCCAGGCCAAGAAUACAGGAGGCGAGUCCUAGAAAAAUAAAGGCUGAGUCAGCUACAGUCCUGACAGCCUCACCCCACAAGAGGUUCCUGGAGGACAAGGCAAAACAACUUUUGAGAGAACUAAGAAAGCAAAAGGAAACCAGUGACACAGAAGAAAGCUGUGGUGCCACUGAAAAAGGUUCUUCCAGGUUCCAAAACCACAACAAACACCCUAAACGAGCUCUUCUCUGUUACCGGUGGGGACUGGAUACGGUGCCAGCAGUGUCAAAGUCCAGUGGUGGAGGUAAUAGCAGCAAGAAUGAUUUUCGACGAAAGUGGGACAAAGAUGAGUAUGAACAACUGGCUCAAAAACGUCUCGAUGAGGAGAGAGACAAGAAAGAUGGCAAGCCAGCGCCCCCAGUUAAGCGGGAACUCCUGCGACACAGGGACUACAAGGUGGACCUCGAGUCCAAGCUGGGUAAAACCAUUGUUAUCACCAAGACCACACCACAGGCUGAGAUGGGCGGGUACUACUGCAAUGUGUGUGAUUGUGUUGUGAAGGAUUCCAUCAACUUCUUGGACCACAUCAAUGGCAAGAAACACCAGAGGAAUCUGGGAAUGUCCAUGCGCGUAGAGCGAUCCUCAUUGGACCAGGUGAAGAAACGAUUUGAAGUUAACAAGAAGAAGAUUGAGGAGAAGCAGACGGAGUAUGAUUUUGAAGAGCGCAUGAAAGAGCUUCGAGAAGAGGAGGAGAAAGCAAAGGCUUACAAGAAGGAGAAGCAGAAGGAAAAGAAGCGCAAAGCAGAGGAGGAUCUUUUCGAGGAGGAUGAUGAAAUGGCUGCUGUGAUGGGAUUCUCGGGGUUUGGUUCAUCAAAGAAAGGCAAAUGACCUAAAGACUUUAUGCAUUUCUUUACACUCUACAACCUUUCCCUUUCAGCUGAUCAAAGUAAACUUUGCUGUCUGUAGUAUUCUAUCAGCCUGUUCCCAGAUGUGCUAAAGCCAGCUACUUGUUGUCAUAAGCACAACAAAAGGGUUGGCUAUAGAGCAAACUGUUCUGCCACCAGGUCGGUAUUCUAUGACUCAUCCCCAAAACCCCCUAUUCUAUUCCCAAACCAGCCUCCCAAAAAAACUAACCGCAUGCUGUACAUACAGUCUGAGGAGUCCCUGAAACUGCUAGGUUUGUGGUUGAUAGAAUGGGAUAACAUGUCAUAGUAAUACAAUUAGUAAUUUAUUGGGAAUUUUAUAUCUGAAUUUAGGGUAAAUGUCCACAGAUGUUUAAAAAAUAAUAAUAACUUACAACAGGUUCCCAUUGACCUUGAAGAUUCUUGUGUGUUCAUUUGCCUACAUUCCACUAGUUGCACUACCUGUUUUUUCACGCAAAUAUAGUGGAUGUUUAUCUGCUAUCAAAGAUGUCAGUUAUUGGACAGUGCAUUUUAUUUUAUUUGACUUUUCAACUGUUCGGCCCCCAAAUAACAACCUCACAACUAAAUGCUUCCCUAAUAAAUUCCACCUAGAAACAUGGGGCAAUUGUGUGUAGUAGUGUUUGCCUUACUCAAGACAUCUGUAAUUCAUACAAUAAAUUGUUUGACUUUG
Messenger RNA from Oncorhynchus mykiss (rainbow trout), 1834 nucleotides. RefSeq names its product zinc finger, matrin-type 2 (gene zmat2). Gene Ontology annotation, biological process: mRNA splicing, via spliceosome. Gene Ontology annotation, molecular function: zinc ion binding; nucleic acid binding. Gene Ontology annotation, cellular component: spliceosomal complex; U4/U6 x U5 tri-snRNP complex. The record is from RefSeq and is a predicted model, not a curated record. Lineage: Eukaryota; Metazoa; Chordata; Actinopteri; Salmoniformes; Salmonidae.